This is a messenger RNA of Salvia splendens (bonfire salvia), 1059 nucleotides long. Its product is annotated as putative calcium-binding protein CML19. The transcript has a single exon. Gene Ontology annotation, molecular function: calcium ion binding. The coding region runs from base 370 to 912 and encodes 180 amino acids. The record is from RefSeq and is a predicted model, not a curated record. NCBI's taxonomy places the organism in Eukaryota, Viridiplantae, Streptophyta, Magnoliopsida, Lamiales, Lamiaceae.
CUUCCUCCAAUUAACUCCUUAAAUAUUUUUUCCAUCUAUGCCAAAGAGAAAAAUGUUAGGACAAAGGGAUAACUAGUGGCAAAAGUAAGUAAUCAAAACAUUGUAUUCUGUUCCUUUACACUUGGGUCAUCUUCAUGGGGCCCAGAGAUGAAACUUCCAUGCAACUUCGUGAACAAUUUGUUAGCGUAAGCAUCCACUCUUCAUUUUCCAAACCAGCAAUUUCGGAGCAAAUUCCCAUCCUGUUUAGGUAUCAAUAUAAAUAUUUCAUUAUCGAGCAUGAAAUAUGCAAAACAAUUAGUAUAAGUAACUACUGCAUUAUUAGUGCAUUGCACAACACACUAAUUAAAUUUAAUCUCAACGUAUCUAUCAAUGGAAGCUGUGAAAUGCUUCUUCUCAUUCUCUCCCAAGAAGCAAGCCUCCUCCAUCAAGCCCAAAUCGAAGUCCGCUUCGACCUCGGGCUCGGAGAGGAGCUCUAUGUCGAGAGAGGAGGAGGAGAUGAGGGAGGUGUUCCGCCGCUUCGACAGCGAUAGCGACGGGAAGAUCUCAGCGGCGGAGAUCCGGGGGCAUCUGGAGUCGGUGGGGGAGUACAUGUCGUGUGAGGAGGCGGAGGGGAUCAUCUGCCAUCUGGAUUCGGACAAUGACAAGCUGGUGGACAUGGAGGAUUUCCUGCGGAUGAUGGGAGGGGGGCAGGAGGAGGAGGAUUUGAUAGCGGCAUUUGGGGUAUAUGAAUGGGAGGGGACGGGUCGGAUCACGGCGCGGAGCCUGCAGCGGGUGCUGGGGCAGUUGGGGGAUCCGAGAUCGUAUGAUGAGUGCGUGGCAAUGAUUGGGGUGUUUGAUUCGGAAGGGGAAGGGGGAAUCGGGUUUCAUCAGUUCCAACAAAUGAUGACGCCUACGCCUGCAUCCACUUCCUAAUAUUUGAGUGUGGUGUGUGUACCUAUAAAACGAAGGAAAGGAAAUUAUGGUGUUUAAUUCAAAUGGUUGGAGAAGAAGAUCAGUACUAUAAAUUGUUAAUCUCUUCUGUUCUUAUAAAAUUAAUGAUCCGAAUUAAUUUUCAUGAUA